AUGGCUGCAGAAACCCCACAGAGAAAUUUUGAUUCAGCGUCCAGUUCAGCUACAUCUAAUACAACUGCUAAAACAGCAGCGCCAUCAACACGUAGUCAGAUGGCCCAAAACUAUCUGUUAGUUUGGGCCGAUGCAAACAUCGAUGAAUCCAACAAGGAUUGCCAAAAUACGUUGGCACAACUCCGGGCUGUAGUCAACGACGUCUUCAUGUUCACUCAAUCAAACGCGUGUAUUCAAUUUCUCGACAAACUUAAAGAUGAAAAAGCUUUCGUUAUUACGUCAGGAUCUUUGGGUCCAUAUUUUUUAGUUCCUGCAAUCCACCACAUGCCAAAAUUAGAUGCCAUUUACAUACUUUAUGGCGACAUAUCUUAUCAUCAAGAAUGGAUCAAGGAUUGGAACAAAAUUAAGGGUGUUCAUAAUAAUAUCAAGGAUAUCUGUGACGCCUUAAAAGGCGGUGUCAAACAAGUCAAUCAGGAUUCAAUUCCUAUUAGCUUUCUCGCAGAAAAUGAAACGGUGUCCGAUGAAAACCUGAACCAACUGGAACCAAAUUACAUGUAUACACAAAUAUUCAAGGAUAUUCUCCUUGAAAUGGAUCAUGAUCAAGAACAAGCCAUCAAGAUCUUAACGGUGUAUUGUCGUAGAUUUUAUUGUUACAAUAUUGAUGAAUUGAAUAUUAUUGAUGAAUUUAAACGUGAUUAUCGUCCAGAAGAAGCAAUUUGGUGGUAUACACGUGAGUGUUUUAUCUAUCAAAUGCUCAAUCGAGCACUUCGAACGUUGGAUGCGGACACGAUCAUAAAUAUGGGAUUUUUUAUUCGUGAUCUUCACCAACAGUUGAAUCAAAUACAUCAACAACAACUUUCGAGUUAUCAUGGUGAGCCUUUUUUAGUCUAUCGAGGACAAGGUUUGCUAAAAACUGAUUUCGAAAAACUGCAAAAAACAAAACGUGGUCUCAUAUCGUUUAAUAACUUUUUAUCAACCAGUACGAAAAAAGAUGUUUCUCUCCGGUUCGCCAAGGGUGCCUUAGGAAAUACCGAUGUGGUGGGAAUACUUUUCAUAAUGACUAUUGAUCCUCGUGUUUCAUCAACACCAUUUGCCUCUAUUAACGAAGUUAGUUAUUACAAGACAGAAGAAGAAAUUCUGUUCUCCAUGCAUACCGUGUUCCGAAUAGGUGCAAUUAAACAAAUGAACAAUAAUGAUAAACUUCAUCAAGUGGAGCUUCAACUAACUGCUGACGAUGAUGAACAACUUCAACGACUUACUGAAUGCAUAAGCAAAGAGAUUGAAGGUGGCACAGGAUGGGAACAAUUGGGUAGCUUAUUAGUCAAAACAGGUCAUUUUGGUAAGGCGGAAGAACUAUAUCAAGCACUACUUGAACAAUCACCGAGUGAGAGUGACAAUGCACUUUACUAUAACAAUAUUGCAUAUGUCAAAGAUAAUCAAGGUGAUUAUGAACAAGCCAUUGAGUAUUACAGAAAAGCAUUUGGAAUUUGGGAAAAAACUCUUCCUGCAAAUCAUCCUAACAUAGCUACUUCCUACAAUAACAUUGGUAGUGUAUAUAACAACAUGGGAGAGUACUCCAAAGCACUUUCAUUUUACGAAAAAGCGCUUGAAAUUGAAGAGAAAGCUCUUCCUGCAAAUCAUCCUAACUUGGCUACUUCCUACAACAACAUCGGUGGUGUGUAUGACAAGAUGGGAGAGUACCCGAAAGCACUUUCAUUUUACGAAAGAGCCCUUGGAAUCUUUGAAAAAACUCUUCCUGCAAAUCAUCCUAACUUGGCUACUUCCUACAACAACAUCGGUGGUGUAUAUGAUAGCAUAGGAGAGUACUCGAAAGCACUUUCAUUUCACGAAAAAUCCCUUGGAAUCGUUGAAAAAACGCUUCCUGCAAAUCAUCCUAGCUUGGCCGCUUCCUACAACAAUAUUGGUGAGACGUACAUACAAAUGGGAAAGUACUCGAAAGCAUUUUCAUUUUUCGAAAAAGCCCUUGGAAUCUUUGAAAAAACGCUUCCUGUAAAUCAUCCUAACUUGGCCGCUUCCUACAACAACAUCGGUAAUGUAUUUAACAGCAUGAGAGAGUACUCCACAGCACUUUCAUUUUACGAAAAAGCACUUGGAAUCGACGAAAAAACUUUUCCUGCAAAUCACCCUGGUUUAGCUACUUCAUACAAUAACAUUGGUAGCGUGUAUGAUAGCAUGGGAGAGUACUCAAAAGCACUUUCAUUUUACGAAAAAGUACUUGGAAUCCAAGAAAACACUCUUCCUGCAAAUCAUUCUCAGCUAGGUGCUUCCUACAACAAUCUCGGUUUUCUAUAUACGAACAUGAAAGAAUAUUCUAAAGCUCUCUCAUAUUUUGAACGUGCUUUGAGCAUUCGCAAAGUUUCAUUACCACCAAAUCAUCCUGAUCUUGAAGAUAUGAAACAGUCGAUUGAAAUUGUAAAAAAGAAAUUAUAA
Molecule: messenger RNA, 2451 nt
Organism: Adineta steineri
Lineage: Eukaryota; Metazoa; Rotifera; Eurotatoria; Adinetida; Adinetidae
Source: the annotation of a GenBank genome assembly